AUGCUGACUGUUCGGGAAUGGCGGCAUAUUCGUAUGGCGAAGCGAGCUGGGCGCGGAAAUGACCCAGGUCAUGUCCUCACCCCGAUAUCAAUCUACCACCAGGAUGGGAAAAAGCGCCACCCAAUACUCGGUACAACAGCUACUACCGCGGAUGAAACAAUGUGCUUUGCUGACUUCUCUAUUAGGUGGUUAUAUGGUCUUCUCCUUCAAGAAGACACCAACUUCAAACAGAAGAAUCGACUUCGUUCAACGGACGGCCGUGAUCCUGCCCUUGGUCCAGGCUGGGCCACUUUCGUUGCAGAGGAGCCGUACUUCAACCAUCUAACCAACUAUGUUGACCAGGAGGAAAUCAAUCAUUGCGUAGGGUUUGCUGCCCUGUGGUCAGCGAACACUCGGCGCUCUAAGGGGCUCCGUGCGACUGGGGUCAGGUCGGUAAGUUGUGCACGGAGUGAUAUGUUUCGACCCAAUGGCGUUGGCGAUCUGCAAAAGGGCGAACGAUACGCUAACAUGGACUAUAUAUUUCUGUCGAGCAUCGCUGCCGGUUCACUCCUUCUAAUCACGAUUACAUACGACAUUGCUUGCCAAUGGUUCCGCAACUUCUUUUCCCGCAUGCAACAGCUUCCUGCACAUCUACGGUUGUCCACGGGCAUUGAUCUUCGAUUUCGUAUCCCGAAAUUCCAUCUCGAGGCCCACAAGGAGACCUGCCAUGCUCCAUUUUCCCUCAAUUAUACUAAAUGGGUAGGCUGUACCGAUGGUGAAGGUGUCGAGCACAUGUGGUCAUGGCUGAAUAAGGUUGCGCAUUCUGCUUCCAUGAUGGGACCGGGAGGACGACAAGAUACGCUCGACGAUUUCUGUAACUUUUGGAACUGGCGAAAGACAGUCAACCUCAAGAGCGCUUUACUGGAGAAAAUGACACUUGCUAUCCCACAGGCCUUAGUUCACCAUCAAGCGUUCACCGCAUUCACCAGUGGCUUGCGUGAGCACCAUUCAGCGGACUUGCUGGAAUGGGAGAAACAGGUACAGGCUUGGGAGUUAGACCAAGCAAACCCAUGCCCAUUUGAUCUCCCGCGAGAAGAUAUACGGAUGUCAGAUGUCAAGAAGGCGAUGGCGGAAGAAGAGCACCGCGCCGUUGAACGAGGCAGAUCAGCGGCUGGUGACAUGAGUCCCAGCGCCUUUCUCAUUUCCGGGCUGGACAUUGAAGAAGCUCAAGAUCUUACAACGGUUGAGGCAACACAGCUUCAAACCAGCCGUACAAGUCUACUGAAGCGUAUUGCGAAGUUCCGAAAUGCCCAAACCUCGUACAUGCCAGGCCUAUCUGAUUAUCUCAAACAGACGUCCAACGAGGAGGAUACCACCACCCCAGAAUCGAUGCCACUCUUUCUACCCUCUUUUUUUGCUGAAGAUCAACGUGCAACGAUUUGCGAGCCGAAUCUAUGUGACUUGGAAGACCGACUACGAUUCGCACAGGCCUCGGAGGCUCUCUCUAAACUACGCCACCAGUUGCGAACUCGAUCAUUCGCUCACAGCUACAAAACACGAAAUAUCAAUUCUCAGGGUGCCUAUACACGUAGCCGCCUUCUCCAAAACCAGAUCGAAGUGCGGAUCAAAGCCAUCCGCAUCAUUUACAAUAUUGCGCGGGAAGCUUUGCUGUCGCUGCGUGGCCCUGGCGACUGGGAAAAUGUCCUUCAGCCACUCCGACCUGAAGACAUACGUGGGAUCAGUGAACGAACCUUGACUGCCGAAGAACAGGAAGAAUAUCGGCAGACUCGAGCACUGGCUGGGAUGUCAUCGGAGGCGAUACAAAACGAACUGAAUGGUCUAGGUCUCACGAGCGGGCAAGAAAACAUACCAACAGUUGCAUUCAACCGCAGUCUCGCGCUUGGUGAAGGACGACGAACGUUAUCGUGGAUUUGGUACACAGUGACUGACGAAGAACUCCUGGGCGCUGGUGAAGUACAUGCUUGUCUUCGUGUCGAGUGGGUGAAGGCCCGAGCGCAUGCCGAAAGAUGGCGAGAAGAAGUUCUUUUACUUGAAGAGGAAAUGUGUCGUGCGAUUGCAUAUUGCCGGUGGAGGGCUAGCUAUUGGCGAAACGCGGAGACGCCAAAGGAAAGUUGGACAACGGAAGAGGAAUUGGUGCUGUACGAGGGAGUUCGAGCGUACGCGCGUCGCCAGGCCGAUUACGAGUGUCGUCGAGCAUUGCAGUGGGAGGACGCGUGGCGUUCAAUUCGUGAACGUGCAGAAUUCGUCCUGACCUCACAGCUCAGUCAAACCGGCCCCAACAUCCUCGCAGCGCCUGCUUUGGUGGUGGAGUUAGACUUGGACUAUGAUGAUAGCAUGGAAAUGGAGGAGAUUGAUGAGCCGUAG
Molecule: messenger RNA, 2364 nt
Organism: Pleurotus ostreatus (oyster mushroom)
Lineage: Eukaryota; Fungi; Basidiomycota; Agaricomycetes; Agaricales; Pleurotaceae
Exons: 8
Coding region: 1-2364 (787 amino acids)
Source: RefSeq, a predicted model, not a curated record